Triticum urartu is the source of this 1693-nucleotide messenger RNA. Lineage: Eukaryota; Viridiplantae; Streptophyta; Magnoliopsida; Poales; Poaceae. The record is from RefSeq and is a predicted model, not a curated record.
UUUGUGCUCGCAGCAGAGACAAAAAUGGCGCCCUCCACCACCACCAGCAGCAGCCGCAGCAGCCGCAGCAGCAAGAAGCUGCGUGUCCUGCUCAUACCCUUCUUCGCGACUAGCCACAUUGAGCCUUUCACCGAGCUUGCCAUUCGCCUCGCCGCGUCUAGGCCGAACACCGCCGUAGAAGCAACCGUCGCGGUCACGCUAGCGAACGUCUCGAUCGUCCAGUCCUUGCUGGAGCGACGGCGACGAGACACUCAUGAUGCAGCAGCUGCUGUCAAGAUAGUUACGUAUCCGUUCCCUAUGGUGGACGGCCUCCCGAAGGGCGUCGAGAACCUCGGAAAGGCGGCCACCCCGACCGAUUUAGCUCGUAUCAACCUCGCUGCCCUAAGCGAGACCCUGAUGCGCCCCGCCCAGGAGGCGAUCAUCCGGGCGCAGUCCCCGGACGCGAUCUUCACCGACCUGCACUUCACCUGGAGCACCGACAUCGCUGACAAGUUGGGCGUGCCAUGUGUCGCGUUCAAUGUCAUGGGUGCCUUCCCGAUGCUGGCCGUGCGCCACCUCGUCAUGGGCGACGUUGCCAUCGAUGACGAUGGCGCCGCGACGGUCCCUCAUUUUCCGGCCCCUCACAUACGGAUCCCGAGGACCGAGCUGCCGGACUUCUUGAGGCGGCGAGACUACGGCGCCAGCAACCAGGUUCAUUCGAUGCAGGCUGGCUGCUUCGGUCUCGCCAUCAAUACAUUUGCGGACCUGGAGCGGCAUUACUGCGAGAUAUAUGUGCGCCAAGGGUACGUGAAGCGUGCAUACUUUCUAGGUCCUCUCUCGCUGCAACACCAACCAUCGCAGACCACCACGGCUUCACGGUACAUUAAUUGGCUUGACACAAAGCCGAACCAUUCGGUGGUGUAUUUGGCCUUCGGCAGCUUGGCCCACGUCUCGGAUGCUCAGCUGGACAAGCUUGCUCUUGGCCUGGAGGCCUCAGGCAAGUCGUUCAUGUGGGUGGUCAGGGCGGCGGAGAACUGGACUCCACCGGAAGGGUGGGAGAAGUGUGUCGAGGACCGGGGGAUCAUCAUCAGAUCCUGGGCUCCACAGACGGCAAUACUAGCACACUCUGCAGUGGGUGCAUUCGUGACGCAGUGUGGGUGGAACUCCGUCCUAGAGGCAGUGGUUGCGGGCGUGCCCAUGCUCACAUGGCCAAAGGUGUAUGAGCAGUUCAUCACCGAGAGGCUGGUGACGGAGGUACUGAGGAUUGGGGAGCGUAUGUGGCCGCAUGGUGCCGGUUUACGGAGCGAGAACUACAGGAAACAUGAGGUAAUACCGGCAGACGAUGUGGCGCGGGCAUUGAUCAUGUUCAUGCAUCCUGGAGGAUCGGGGGAUGUAGCGAGGAGGAGGGUAAAGGACCUCUCCUCUAAGUCUCGUGCAACCAUGGCAGAAGGAGGCUCCUCUCACAAUGAUUUGCACCGUAUGGUUGAUGAUCUCAUGGCAGCAAGAGGAGCUUCAUCUUUCUCUCGUCUCUAAGUUAUACAUGUGACCUGUGAGGGUUAACCUCCCCGCAGCUCCAUCUUUGUGUCGCUUUCAGUUUAUUUCAUUUUUCGUUGUUGCAAUCCUUGAUGUACUUUAUGCAUGGAUGUAGGAUUCGCUUUAUGCUGUUUAUUGUUACGUGUAACGAAAUGAAGGAAAAGUGCACUUCAUUCGCGUU